AUGUCAAAGAAGGGUGCCAGCUUUCGAGCUAAAGGAGAAAAACCGGACGCUUUAGCUGCCUUGCAAGCUGCUAAUGAAGAGCUCAGGGCAAAGCUCACAGAUAUUCAAAUCGAACUUCAGCAAGAAAAGAGUAAGGCCAGCAAAUUGGAGAGGGAGAAAAACCAAGAAGCUAGGCAGAUUAAGGAACAUGAACAGCAUAAAAACACAGUCAUUGUAACAGAACUCAAGGCUAAACUUCAUGAAGAAAAAAUGAAAGAGCUCCAGGGUGUUCGCGAAGGACUUUUGAGACAGCAUGAGGCUGAGCUUCUUAGAGUUAUCAAAAUUAAAGAUAAUGAAAUUCAAAGACUCCAAACCUUACUUAACGCUGUACGAGAUGGGACGCCUGACAAGGUUAAGACGGUGCUCUACUCUGAAGCAAAAGAAGAGGCCAAGAAAGGAUUUGAAGUGGAGAAAAUUAAAAUGCAACAAGAAAUUUUGGAACUGAAGGGGGCUAAGAAACAAGUGGAGGAAGCCUUAUCAGUAGUCAUUCAAGCUGACAAAAUAAAAGCAGCAGAGAUAAGGAGCGUUUAUCACCUACAUCAAGAAGAAAUCACCCGAAUAAAGAGAGACUGUGAUCGGGAAAUUCGCAGGCUGAUGGAGGAGAUCAAAUUUAAAGACAGAGCAGUCUACAUGCUGGAAAAAGAGUUAGGGAUUCAAACUGGGCAUACUCAGAGACUUCAACUCCAAAAGGAGGCUCUAGAUGAACAGCUGUCCCAGCUCAGAGAGGCUGACCGGCAUCUGAGUAGCCCCAAGCGGGAAGUUCCUCAUCCAAGUGGUGCAGGAGACACUUCAGAUCACUCAGGAAGUCCUGAACAGCAGUUGGACGAAAGGGAUGCUCGGCGUUUCCAACUUAAAAUAGCCGAAUUAAGUGCCAUCAUCAGGAAACUUGAAGAUCGGAAUGCAUUACUCUCAGAAGAACGAAAUGAACUUGUGAAACGUGUAAGAGAAGCUGAGAGCCAGUACAAACCACUGCUUGACAAAAAUAAACGUCUAAGUAGGAAAAAUGAGGACUUGUCCCACACCUUACGUCGUAUGGAAAACAAACUCAAAUUCGUAACACAAGAGAACUUAGAAAUGAGGCAAAGAGUGAGGACAAUAAGAAGACCAAGUUCUUUAAAUGAUCUCGAUCAAAAUCAAGAUGAAAGGGAAGUUGACUUUUUGCGGUUACAGAUCAUGGAACAGCAGAAUAUCAUAGAUGAGCUUUCAAAGACUCUAGAAACUGCCGGCUACGUGAAGAGUGUAAUGGAGCGUGACAAGCUUUUAAGAUACAAGAAACAAAGGAAGAAAUUUGCAAAAUUUCCCAAGAAGCCAGUGGUGGAAACAUUUUUUGGGUAUGAUGAAGAAGCAUCUCUUGAAUCUGAUGGCUCUUCAAUCUCAUAUCAAACGGAUCGAACAGAUCAAACUCCCUGCACGCCAGAUGAUGACCUGGAAGAGGGUAUGGCAAAAGAAGAAACGGAAUUAAGAUUCAGGCAACUGACAAUGGAAUAUCAAGCUUUACAGAGGGCAUAUGCACUGUUGCAAGAACAAGUUGGAGGAACGUUGGAUGCUGAGCGAGAAGUUAAGACUCGUGAGCAGCUUCAGGCAGAAAUCCAGAGGUCCCAAGCCCAAAUAGAGGAUCUAGAAAAAGCACUUGCUGAACAAGGACAGGAUAUGAAGUGGAUUGAAGAAAAGCAGGCUUUAUACAAAAGAAACCAAGAGCUUGUGGAAAAGAUAAAGCAAAUGGAAAUAGAAGAGGCUCGGCUUAAGCAUGAUGUUCAGGACGCUAAAGAUCAAAAUGAACUCUUGGAAUUUAGAAUAUUAGAACUUGAGGAGAGAGAAAGAAGAUCACCAGCAAUUAAUUUUCAUCACGUUCCUUUUACGGAAGGAAAAAGUCCCCUCCAAGUCUAUUGUGAGGCAGAAGGGGUAACAGAUAUACUAGUAGCAGAGUUGAUGAAAAAACUGGAUAUUUUAGGGGAUAACGCCAACUUAACGAACGAUGAGCAAGUUGUAGUCAUACAAGCAAGGACAGUUUUGACCCUGGCAGAAAAGUGGCUACAACAGAUAGAAGUUACAGAAUCAGCACUCCAACAAAAGAUGAUAGACUUAGAAAAUGAAAAGGACCUAUUUAGUAAACAAAAGGGGUAUCUGGAUGAUGAGUUGGAUUACAGGAAACAGUCUUUAGAUCAAGCACACAAGCACAUUUUGGAAUUGGAAGCCAUGCUCUAUGAUGCUCUACAGCAGGAAGCAGGAGCCAAAAUGUCAGAAAUACUGUCAGAAGAAGAGAGAGAUAAGUUGAAAAAUGCUGUGGAACAAUGGAAACGGCAGGUUAUGAGCGAACUCCGAGAAAGGGAUUCCCAGAUUCUCCGAGAAAGGAUGGAGCAUAUUCAACAUGCACAACAGAGAAUUAAGGAGCUAGAAGAAAGAAUUGAAGCUCAAAAAAGACAAAUAAAGGAAUUGGAAGAAAAGUUUUUAUUUUUGUUUUUAUUUUUUUCUCUAGCUUUCAUUCUUUGGUCAUAG
Notechis scutatus (mainland tiger snake) is the source of this 2535-nucleotide messenger RNA. Lineage: Eukaryota; Metazoa; Chordata; Lepidosauria; Squamata; Elapidae. The record is from RefSeq and is a predicted model, not a curated record.